AUGCAACACACGCCGCUAGACAUCUUCUUGUCGGUGUGGCAGCACAUCAGCAGCCCGGCGGAGCUGCCGAUGCUGCUGUUGUGCGUCACCGAUCAGGAGUCCCGCCACAGGGAUACCGUGUUGAGCAACGAGGAUGUGCAGCGCGUUUGUGGGGCGAUCCGCCGCAAGAAUAUGGAGUGGGACUUGAUGCGUGGUCUCUUUGCCCUGCAGCAGGGCACGGCCGGCGUGCCGGUGCGGGUGGUGGACCUGAUGGUCAUUCUUCUUUGUUGGGAGGCAACGACAAUGCAGUCUGCGCGAUGGUUCCUCGAUGUGUGCGCCCGGCAUGUGCGGAGGCUGCUGGAGCGUCAGCUUGGCGCGGAUGCAGCGGGAGGCGAACGCAUCACGGAAACCGUCGUCACUGCUGCGUUGCUGUUGUUUGGCUGCAGCGAUGGGCUGCUGUACGAGAUGGACGCGUUCUUGGGGGAGGCGUCCGUUCGGUGCAGGGACAUCAGCGCGGCGCUGGCGUGCCUGCGGGAAAUUGCCGAUCGGCUGUCGGCUGCGACGGAGGCGGAAGAUGUGGUGGAUUGCAUGGCGCCAGCCACGCCCACUCCGCCGCCAUCGCCGUCCACCGUGGCUGAGGCACGGGGGGCAAGUCCCACGUCCGACAAUACGGAGGAGCGUCCGCGGAAGCAACGGAGGUGGCGUGCCUGCGCUGUGCUCUAG
Trypanosoma rangeli is the source of this 702-nucleotide messenger RNA. RefSeq lists its product as uncharacterized. Bases 1 to 702 code for a protein of 233 amino acids. The record is from RefSeq and is a predicted model, not a curated record. NCBI's taxonomy places the organism in Eukaryota, Euglenozoa, Kinetoplastea, Trypanosomatida, Trypanosomatidae. The transcript has a single exon.